AUGGCUCAGCAGCAGCAGGUCACCGUGCUGGACCAGCUCAUGGCCCUGGCUGGCAGCCUCAAGCGCCAGCUGCUGCAGAUCCAGCAGCAGACCAAGGAGGGGGCGGCCCAGGCGCCCAAGGGGGCGCGGCAGGCCCAGAAGAAGAAGAAGAGGGCGCUGCACGAGCGGGCCGUGGCGGUGGCUCAGAGCGGGCCUGGGCUGGCGGUGCUGGGGGCGGCCGCAGCGUACGCCACCGUGCGCGGCGGCAUCGAGGGGUUCCACCUCCUCAGGCGCCGCUUCCUGCGUGGCCUGCUGCUGGAUGUGUGCGCGGCGCUGGAUGCGCUGGGCCAGACGUGGUGGAUCGACUUUGGCUGCCUGCUUGGGAUCCACCGUGACGGCGACCUGAUAGCCCACGAUGUGAGCCCUGCUGCGAAUGAUGUGGACCUGGCGGUAUUCAACCCGGACUGGCCCGCGCUGCUGAAGGGGCUCAAGCAGCACCUGCCGCCCAACAAGUACAGCCUCAAGGUGGUGAUGCCUGAGGGCCAGCCGCAGAGCAGCUGGAUCCGCGUCUACUGCCCCCUGGGCAUGGCCGACCUGUUUGGGGCCUAUUCUUCCGGGAGCGCUGAGGGCGAUGAGGGGCACGGCAGCGAGGUGUAUGUGGACAACGGGCACGGAGACACCAUGCACAUCGCAAGGGACCUGGUCCUGCCCACCAGGCGGUCGCCCUGGAGGGGCGUCAACCUGAGCGUGCCGGCAGAAGUGGAGGGCACGCUGGCGCGCCGCUACGGCCCCAACUGGCGCACCCCGGCCUACGCAGAGAAGGGGGCCGACACGGUGGAGGGCUCCAAGCCGUACAUGCGGCUGUUCCGCGCGCUGGCCAGGAUUGGCAUCCGCAUCUGA
Messenger RNA from Chlorella variabilis, 879 nucleotides. RefSeq lists its product as hypothetical. Bases 1 to 879 code for a protein of 292 amino acids. The transcript has 7 exons. Lineage: Eukaryota; Viridiplantae; Chlorophyta; Trebouxiophyceae; Chlorellales; Chlorellaceae. The record is from RefSeq and is a predicted model, not a curated record.